CACUCCUCAACUAGUCACAACUCCUUGCUUUUGUCUUCUCUUCUCUCUUUCCUGUUUUGAUUGCUCCAUUUUCUUCGAGUUGAGUUCUGAAUUACAUUCUGUAAUUCCCAGAUUUGGGAUUCCUUAUUUCCCUUCUCUUGAACUUUAAUAUGGCUUUCUUUUGAGGCUCUGCUCCAUCAAUCUCUUUUGUUGCCUUUGUAUUGGUACAAUCUUCUCAAGAUGAAAAGAAAAGAACCCACUCAUUUAGAAGAUCCGAUACAUGAGGCGUCUGCCUCAUCUGCCUCUCCACAAGUAGGGGAUUAUGAAGGUGGAACCAAAAGGCCGAAAGGAAAUGAGUAUGAAGUGUUUUUGAGCUUUAGAGGGAAAGACACUCGUAAAGGCUUCACAGACUAUCUCUACACUAGCCUUAUUGAUGCAGGAAUUCACGUGUUCAGAGACGAUAAUGAACUCCGUGUUGGUGAGGAGCUUGGUUCAAAGCUUCUUUACAGUAUUACCAAGUCUAAGAUCUCAAUCCCAAUUAUCUCAGAGGACUACGCUGCUAGCAAAUGGUGCCUUCGUGAGUUGGUCCAGAUGUUGAAGUGCAAGAGAAGCAUAGGGCAGAUAGUGUUGCCCAUAUUUUACAAAGUGGGACCGUCGCAGGUGCGACAUCUUAUAGGGAGAUUGCGAGAUUCUAUCAAUGCACAUAGAGAGAAUUUGGAUGAUAUGGUCUUGAAAGAAUGGGAAGAAGCGCUUAAAGAAGUCAGCUCAUUGAAAGGAUGGGAAUCGGAGAAAAUUGAUAACGGGCAUGAAGGAGCGUUGGUUGAAAUCGUCGUCAAAAAAGUUAUGUACGAGUUAAAUGGAACUUCUAAGCUAAUUGUUCCCAAAGAAUUGGUUGGAAUUGAUGAUCGUGUGGAAGAGAUCAUGAGCUUGAUAGAUGCUCAAUUCAAUGAUACAAGGAUUAUCGGAAUUUAUGGAAUGGGAGGUAUUGGUAAGACAACUCUUGCAAAGGUCCUGUACAACAAUCUCUCUAUUCACUUCGAGCAUCUUAGCUUCAUGGCAAGUAUUCGAGAAACAUCUCGACGCAAGGGCAUUGAAUGGCUACAGAAAAAGCUUAUUUAUGAUAUACUGAGAAUUAAAUAUGAUGUGUCUAAUGUUGACGAGGGAAUUGGUAUCAUCAAAUCUCGAUUCAAAAGUAAGCAAGUCCUCAUUCUUCUAGAUGAUAUGGAUGAUAAUACUCACUUGAAUGCUUUGGCCGGAGAUAAUAGUUGGUUUAGAGCUGGAAGUAUAGUCAUCGUUACAACUAGAAACAAGAGUAUUCUCAACAAGGCUAGGGUAGGCUACAUGUACCAACUCAACGAGUUGUCUUUGGAUCAAUCAUUGAUAUUAUUUAGCAGACAUGCCUUUCAAAAUGAUUCUCCUCAAAGUCAUUAUGAGUUUAUCUCCCAUGACAUUGUAUCAACUACUGGGGGGCUUCCAUUAGCUCUUGAAGUUAUAGGCUCAUUCUUACGUGAAAAGACAGAAAAAGUAUGGAAAGAUACAUUAAAGAAAUUAAAGAAAGUGCUUGAUAAGAAAGUUCGAGAGACAUUGAGGAUAAGUUACGAAGCAUUAGAUUAUGAGGAACGACAAAUAUUUUUGGAUAUUGCAUGUUUUUUCAUUGGAUCAUAUGAACAAAGUCCAACUUAUAUGUGGGGUGCUUGUAGUUUUUUCCCAGGAAAUGGGAUUGAAGUACUGAGUCUCAUGUCCCUAGUAAAAAUUGACAAAGACGGCAAGCUAAUGAUGCAUGAUCAAUUGAGAAAAUUUGGAAGGGAAAUUGUUCGUCUCGAAAAUCCGAAGGAGCCUCAAGAGCAUAGCAGAUUAUGGAUUUACAAGGAAGCCGUAGAUGUGCUUGACAAUACCAAGGGUACUAGAAAGAUUGAGGCCCUCCGUCUUGGCAAAUAUGGUAGGGAAAAAAGAUACACAGCUGAACAAUUUAAAGAACUAACUAACUUGAGGUUCCUUCAAGUGGAUGGUGCAAAUUUCACGGGAAAUUUCCAAAACUUACUUCCUCAAUUAAGAUGGCUUCAGUGGCAGGGCUGUCCACGGGAUUUUGCAGCGGUCAACUUUCAUCCAAAGAAAUUAGUUGUGCUUGAUCUAUCGUGGAGCGGAAUUUCAGAGGACUGGGGAGGAUGGGGUCCACUCAAGAUGGCAACCAAGCUCAAAGUUCUCAACCUUUCACAUUGUCAUUAUUUAAGAAGAACUCCCGACUUGUCUACUUUCAAAAGUUUGGAGAUUCUAGUCCUUGAAGAAUGUUGGAAACUAGAAGAGAUUCAUCCUUCUAUUGGGGACAUCAAGACCCUCGCCUCCUUGAAUGUAAGAAGAUGUUGGAGAUUGGAGGAGCUACCGCCAGAAUUAAGAAGAAUGAAAGAAUUGAGGGAGCUUCUCAUAAAUGACACUGCUAUACGAGAGAUUCCGAUAGGUGGUUUGAUGAAGCUAGAGACUCUUGAUGCCUCGUUUUGUCGUAGAAGACUUGUUCAACUUCCAAAAUUCAUGGACUUCCUUGUGUCUUUAACUCAGUUGGACCUAUCUAAUUCAUGGAUUGAAGAAUUACCAGAAUCCAUAGGCUCCCUCUUAUCACUAACUCAGCUGCACCUACAUAUGACACGGAUCAAAGAAUUACCCGAAUCCAUUGGUUUUCUUAAGAAGCUUGAGAUUCUUGAUGCCUCUGAUGCAAAGUUAGCUCACAUACCCAGCUCCAUUGGUCAUCUAACAUCAUUGACUAAGUUGGACUUAAAAUGGACAGCAAUUGCAGUGUUACCUGAAAGCAUUGGGAAUCUACAAAAUUUAAGAAUCUUGGAUGUUAGUGCAACUUGCAUAACAGAAUUACCUUGUGCCAUUGGAAUGUUGGCAGAACUCCAAGAAUUGAGUGCUUCACAUUGCAAAAACCUAGAAGGACUACCCAGUAACAUAGGCAAACUGGUUUCGCUAAACAAGCUUGAGUUAGAUAGGUCAGGCAUUUCGGGCUUGCCAGAAAGCAUUUCUAUGCUCCUUCUCUCCAAAACCUCAGCGUUCAAUUUUGUGAAAAGCUUGGAGAACUACCAAAAUUGCCCUCUGGCUUAA
Messenger RNA from Eucalyptus grandis, 3075 nucleotides. RefSeq names its product disease resistance protein RPV1-like. The transcript has 4 exons. Gene Ontology annotation, molecular function: ADP binding; protein binding. The record is from RefSeq and is a predicted model, not a curated record. The coding region runs from base 220 to 3075 and encodes 951 amino acids. Lineage: Eukaryota; Viridiplantae; Streptophyta; Magnoliopsida; Myrtales; Myrtaceae. Gene Ontology annotation, biological process: signal transduction; defense response.